CUUCUCGUCACCAUCUACAUUGCCUACAUUGCCUGCUAUUCCACUUCCGAUUUACAGCCUAAAAUAUGCGACGAUGUGUUUCCCGCCAGAAAAAUUCCGUGUUCCGGACUGAUCCAGUACUGACUGCUUAUGGCUUCACGCAGCCACUCCACCAUUUCCCAAGACAAAACUAUCAUAGUUGCCAGCCGUCUUCAGGACCCAUCCCCCGUUCUCGACAGCAACAGCGAUCUAUCUUUCAAAGCAGUCAUUCUAUCGCCUGUAGGCGAAGCCUCAACACCAAUGCGGUGGUCAAUCCCAAGAUCCCGGCCAGCGAGAUUUCUAACUUCGCCUUCGCAUUCGACAUUGACGGCGUUCUCCUACGAUCCUCGAAACCUCUGCCCGGAGCGACUGAAGCCCUGCUAUAUCUACAGAGGAAUAGCAUCCCAUUCAUACUUCUGACUAAUGGAGGAGGGAACCUCGAAAGCGAGCGAGUUAAGCAGUUAAGCAAGAAGCUUGGUGUCCCUCUGUCAGAGGACAAUUUCGUUCAGUCACAUACACCGUUCAAAUUAGUAGUAGAGUCGCUCAGCGAGCGCAGAGGGAAGUCUUUGGAAGAGACGACAGUUCUGGUCACUGGCGGAGAUGGAGGAAAAUGUCGACUCGUCGCUGAAUCGUACGGAUUCAAAAACGUAGUUAUUCCUGCAGAUAUCCUUGUGGCCUGUCCUGCCAUAUGGCCGUUUAGCAAGAUCUUCUCCGAUACAUACAAAAGUUCCGCCCGACCCCUCCCCCAUCCGAUCGACCCCGCGAAUCCCGAAAAGUCUCUCCAAAUCGAUGCGAUAUUCGUUUUCAAUGACCCCCGAGACUGGGCGCUAGAUACGCAAAUUAUCAUGGAUCUUUUGAUGUCAAAGAAUGGCGUACUUGGCACGGUCUCGGAGAAGAAUGGCGAUGAAUCCCUACCCAAUUUCGGAUAUCAACAAGACAUGCAGCCCAAGCUAUACUUCUCGAAUCCAGAUCUUCUCUGGGCAGCAGCCUAUCAUAUGCCAAGACUCGGGCAAGGCGGUUUCCAAGCUGCACUUGCCGGUGUAUGGAACCAAGUGACAAGGGCGAAAUUGAAGCGUACUGUGAUCGGCAAACCACACGCAGCUACAUAUUUAUACGCGGAGACAGUACUCCAAAAGCACAGGACAAAGCUUUUAGGCAAACUCGUAGGUAACAGCAUCAGGAAGAAGAAGCAUGAUGUUGGUCUGUUGUCGAGAGUAUUUAUGGUUGGUGACAACCCUGCGAGUGAUAUCCAGGGUGCAAAUAAUUUCGCUAGUGCACAGGGCAUUCCGUGGACGAGUAUUCUUGUAAAGACAGGGGUUUUUGAAGAUGGUACUGAGCCAGCAUACAAGCCAAAAGUCAUUGUGGAUAAUGUGCUUGAUGCCGUGAAGUGGGCUUGCAAGCAAGAGGGUUGGAAAGAUAACGAGAAGCUGAUUGGGAAGUGAAAAGCUACUUCUUGCACUUCUUAUAGAAGAGAUGACAGCUGCGAUUUAUGGGCUCGACUAAGCAUCAUCUCUCAUCUUUGCAAGACAUGGGUGUCUCGGCUGCGUCUCAGUUCGUGGUUGCUAACAGCCAACUUCUAUCCUGCUGCAGUGGUAUUACUUAUACCACGGAAAGUGGGGAAGAGACGAAACCACCUGGUACCAAAUGGAAUGACAAAGUCAGCUUUGGUUAUGUUGUCGUGUAAUAUAGAAACAGAUAAGGGGGUAGAUACUACUAGACAAGAUUCGACCAAGAAUAGAGCAUUUCAUGUCUCGUCAAG
This is a messenger RNA of Cadophora gregata, 1777 nucleotides long. RefSeq lists its product as uncharacterized. The transcript has 3 exons. Bases 66 to 1460 code for a protein of 464 amino acids. Lineage: Eukaryota; Fungi; Ascomycota; Leotiomycetes; Helotiales; Ploettnerulaceae. Gene Ontology annotation, biological process: glycerophospholipid biosynthetic process. Gene Ontology annotation, cellular component: mitochondrion. The record is from RefSeq and is a predicted model, not a curated record.